UGGUUCCAACCGUCCAUCCGCCGGGGAGGGGGAGGCAGGAGGCGGGGGUGAGCUGUUGAAUGACGGCCGUAGCUCUGUUGACACUUCGGAGCCUAGACAGCCUCUUGGAACCACACGGGCCUACCUAUUUCACACCGUGUGAAGACACCGGAUAGGAGACGAGGGCCGCCUCGCCGUUUCUUUCAUCACCGGGGGGAUGUGGCGCACCGUGCCCGGGCGGCGUGACAGCACGGAGCGGAGUCGAGGCUGAACGGACGCCUUCACAGGUUGAUGAUCCGUGUUUGGCACCGAGCAGGGAAGGCAGCAAAAGUAAAUACAUGGUUUAAGUCUCCAUAGGCUGCCGCUAGAUACACGGGCUUACAUUUUAAAGGAGAAAAUAGGCGGCGCCUGCGAUUUCCUGGAAAAAUACAGACCUCCGACCAGAAUGAGACAUUUAACAUCUGCAGGUUUAUUCGGUAAAGUUGGCGCUCAGACUUUGGCUACAAGCAGCGUGUAGGAGGCUUGUCUGUCACCAAGGGACGGUCUGCCUCGCACAUUUUGACAGAUAGCCAAUCAAAUCUGCUAUUCAAAUCGGUCCCGCUUAUGUCAGUGACCUAUAUCUCAUGCAUGUACGCCAAGAGUCCACAGUAAACUCUCCGCCAGACCACACAGCAUGGGGAUCAACGGUGUAGACAAUCAGCCGUCCAGCGGAGUUUCCCUGACGGAGCAGCCGGCUGCGGAUCCUCAGAUGGAGCAGAGAGAUGCUCCCCAGCAAGCAGACGGGUGCAAGGAUGACCAGGCGGCUGGCAGCGAGUGUAAAGUGGUGCGUGAGGACAGCGACGUGCAGCUGAUCGAGGCCGGGUGCAAGCCGCCCCUCUCCCCGUCGCCGGUUUCUGACUCUGAGGCGGGGGUCCAGGUGGACACGCACGGCCACCACGGAGCCGGAUUCGUCCCGCCCGAGGGGGGCUACGGCUGGCUGGUGGUGUUCGCAGCCACCUGGUGCAACGGGUCGAUCUUCGGCAUUCAGAACUCCUUCGGCAUCCUGCAUUUGAUGCUGGUGAAGGAACACGCGAACCCGGACGACAAGACGUCCCAGUUCAAAGUGGCCUGGGUCGGAGCCCUGGCCAUGGGCAUGAUCUUCUUCUGUUCACCUGUGGUCAGCAUGUUCACAGACCGCUUUGGCUGUAGGAAGACAGCUGUGGGCGGCGCGACGCUGGCUUUUAUAGGGCUGCUCAGUACAUCCUUUGCAAACUCCCUGGGCCUUCGCUACUUCACAUAUGGCAUACUGUUUGGCUGUGGCUCCUCCUUUGCCUUCCAGCCCACGUUGGUCAUCCUUGGCCACUACUUCCGCCAGCGCCUGGGCCUAGCCAAUGGUGUGGUAACGGCCGGCGCCAGUCUGUUUUCCAUGGGCCUCCCGGUUCUUCUCAACAAGGUGGUGGAACCUCUAGGCCUCAGCAGGACCUUCCAGAUCCUCAGCCUCUUCAUGCUGGUCCAGGCCCUGCUGGCGCUGCUGUUUAAACCUUUACUGCCUGCUGGAGGAGGCAUGGGACCACCAGGCAUGGGUCCAGGCCCUGCAAAUCCCCAAAUCCAGUCAGGGGCCACAGCUCAGGGCGGGAACAGGUGGAGCAGGUUCCUGGCUGGGGUCAGGAAGUACUUCAACCUGCGUGUUUUUCACAUUGUGACAUACCGGGUGUGGGCGUUUGGAGUAGCCACAGCUGUACUGGGCUACUUUGUGCCAUACGUUCAUCUGAUGAACUUUGUAGAGAAGCAGUUUAAGGACAACCAGAAGGACUGGGUGUUACUGGUUUGCAUAGGCGCCUCAUCUGGGGUGGGACGCCUCGCUUUUGGUAAGAUCGGUGACCUCAUUCCCGGUCUUCAUAAGAUCUACAUGCAGGUGGUGUCCUUCAUUGCUCUGGGCCUGAUGUCCAUGCUGAUUCCUCAGUGCUCGGUGUUCGAGGGGCUGGUGGUCGUGUGCGUGUUCUUGGGGCUGUGCGACGGCUGCUUCCUCACCAUGAUGGCCCCCAUAGCGUUCGAGCUGGUUGGGCCCAUGCAAGCCUCGCAGGCCAUUGGGUACCUUCUAGGCCUUAUGUCUCUUCCCAUGACAGCAGGUCCACCUAUCGCCGGUCUCCUACAUGAUUACUUUGGGAACUACACGGUGGCCUUCUCCCUGGCUGGGGUUCCACCUAUGGUGGGGGGCGUGGUGCUGUUCUUUGUGCCCCUGAUCCACCGCAGGCUCCAGCGAGGCCAGGCGUCACCGGAGGAGACGUCCACAACCGCCCACAUGCUGCCCUGCACCCAACCGGCGGAGGAGCCCAAGAGCUGCUCCAACGGAGACAUCCUGCCCGGCUACACCGACGUGGAGACGCAUAUUUGAGUCGCACCGUACAAAGGGAUUCAGCCCACCAGCACCUUUUUUCUGAUCCUUAGAUUGCCCUCCUCUCCAACCAUGGACUUCCCGUUGGCUGACCUUUAACCAUCUCACCCUCCUGGACUCUCAUUGCUGUGUAUUUUCAUGUGGAGAGAAAUCGACGAUAGGAGCGCUCUUGGCUUCAUAAGCCGCAGAGAGGACGAACAGAAGGCACAUCAGCAUAGGAUGAUGGACACGAGUGCGAGGAGGAUAAGCACAACAGUCUCAACCAGGAUGGUUUUUACCCGUGGUGACUCUGUAGUAACACAUACCUCCAAGAGGAACGAAAUGAAGAGAGUUUAACUGACAGUCGUAGUUUAUGAUUUCACAGAUUCGAUUUCGCCACCCUAGCUCGUUGAAGCUGUGAAAAAUAAUGUGCUUUAUACUUAGAUUCCACGUAAAGAAAUUGUUAGAAGAAGAGGCAUGUCAAGUAAGAGUUAAUGAAGGGAUGAUUUCACUUUCUUAAUGUAGUACCUCAUGCAUCUACAUUUUUUAACAUAGUGCAACAUUAUUUAGUUCGUACGGUCUCAUCUCGAGUGAUUUUGCAGGUUUUAAUUUUUUUUUUCUUUUCUGCUGUUUUCCGGCUGCGACUGAGAAACGAGCACGCCUGUCGUAAAUGUCACCGGAGGCAGCAGACAGUUGUUCUUGAGAGAGAGAUCAGCCACCAGACACAAUCACCUCAACUCAGCCGCACACUGUAGCGUACCACACGGAACGCACACCCCAGGGUCCAAAAAAGCUUCAUGGCUUCAGCUUUUCCACCAGCCCGCCUGCACGGGAGACAGAUGUGCGACUGUUGCAGUUGCUGAUUCAACCGAUUCGAGUGCCAUGAACUGGAGAGUGUUACUUGUUUUAUUUUCCACAGUCUUAACAUACACCAGGUCAGGGACUCUGCAGCUUGUGGUUCUUAUAAUAUAUGCAGUAUAGGACCUUGUCCACAAAUAUAUGGAUAUUUAUACUCUUUAUUUUUUAGUCUCUUGAUCACAUGCAAAUUGUGUUUUGUGUAAUGGACAUGCGUAUAAAACCACAAACGCGGCAGACAUCUGGUUGUUUGACGAACACAAAUAUAAGUUUGUUGUUUGCACUGCCAGGUCUAAUUAUAAGUUUACUACUUCGCUUUUCUCUGGUCUUGGAUCAUUUUAAUUCAAAUUGAAAAAGCUCAGUGCACACGGUGUGUUUGGUUUACCGCGAAAAGUUGGAUGUUGGAAGUUGGAGAUUGGAAUGAAAUCAUACAGGAGUUGACUGCUUUUCAGCACAACAAAUGGGAAUACCAGUUCUAACCAGGUUAGCAAUGCCAGCUGAUAGCGUUUCACUUCACGUUAUCUUGCACAUUAAAAACAUCAGAGCAACAUGUCCACAGAUAGAAGCUGGCCAGAACUGUGUCUAAGACUGAUUUAAUGAGGCACAGAUGAGACAGAAGGGCUCAUAAACAACAUAUCCUACAGCUUUCAAAGAUGUUGAUAAGCGAGGUGGGUGGAUUUUGUUUUGUCGGGUUUUGUGAGGUGCAAGUCAGAAAGCUGACGCGAAGCCAUGUAAAGGCCCAAAUAUAUAUAUUUAAACAGAAAACACUUGUAGGUUACUACUACUGCUCCCUCUCUCCUCUCUCAACAUGUUUCCUGUCACUCUUUGGAGCUGCACUAUCCAAUUAAAGCCAUUAAAAGUGCCAACGAAUAGAAAAAUAUCCGUAUACAUGUGGACAAGCCCAAAAUUAGUGGCAGUGAGAAUCUUAAAUCUAGAGUUGACACAAGUCUGUUCAACCUUAACUGUCCGCAUUCAGCAAAAAUCUACAGUUUUUAUCGUCCUUUAAAGGUUUAGGAGGGUGCUAGGAAAAUCCACAUGAACUGUGUUUGUUACAGCUUUGAAAAAAAUCAUUCAGAAUAGUUUUUUUUUGUAGCGUGCACACUGUGAACAAGAGUCCUGACAGGAGAUAGACGGCUGGUGGUAGCAUAGGUUUUGUUUUUUUGUUUUUUUUUUUUCUCAGUUACAGUAAAAGAGGCAUUCUGUAUCAUUCAAUUACAACUUUUCCUCCGUGUGCUGCACACAGUUACGUAAUAUGGAACCACUUUGUUACAGUCUGUCGAUGAAUGGGGGGCUACUGAAAUGAAUGCUGCCAAAUGAACCUGAGCCCCCUCGCCAGGUCAUCUCACAGAUAAUCAGUUUGCUGCUUUAGUUUAGCUCGACGUCGCGAGGGCCGCGCGCUCACCGCGUCGGCGGUGAUGAGUCAAAAACGCCGCAGCCUCCCUCGAGAGGGCACAGCACGCAGUUAUUACUUCUCAUGAGCAUUUAGACCACUUACCUCUGACUGCAAGUUCUCUGGAACAAUGAACUUAGAUGAACAGAUGUGAAGUAGAGCUGCAAUAAUCGACUGUUUGGAGUCACCCUCUUUGGUUAUAUGCAUUCACUGAGAAGCAGAGGAAGAAACCGCUCUCUGUCCGACCCCCUCUUUUGCUGUCACUGCCAUUAUUCAGUUGUUUUUCCGUGUUACAACGCGUUAGAGCCUGAGAACUACACAAACCUCACUGCUGGGUGUAGUUUUGUUGGUGGUGGUGGGCGGGGGGGGGUUAUGCUAUAGGAAAAAUACGGUUCUGAUAGGAAAACAUGCACCAAUACCUCAGUAAUCAAACAAUCCUCAAUCCAGCGGGACCUGUUGUUGACAUCCUUCAUCGCUUCAUAGCGUCACUCUUCUGUGUCGUUGCUUGUUACAACGCUGCCAAACGCCUGUUUAUUUCAAUCAGCAUCGCUUCCUACAAAAAAAACCCCUCAUCAUUGUCAGUUUCAGGCGAUCAGUGGAAAACGCCAAACUUCCGUUCCGUUUAAUCAAACAUGCAGUGCGAUUAGUUCUGAGAUUUUUAGUUUUUGCCUUCACAUCCGUUUGCUUCUUUUUGAUUCCUCUCCAUUCCGCUACCAACACGAUAUCAUCUUCGUCUUCUCUUCGUCGCAACAUCGUGGGUUUUUUUGUUUUUUUUAAUGUCUGUGAUUGAACAAAUGCAGAUAUGUUAAAUGUCUAAAAUAAAAAAAUAUGUCAAGAUAAAAAGAGACACUAAAGCGUAAGCAGUGGAGAUCCAUACAGCGGUUAAGGCACGUUUGAAGAGCAGGAACACCGGCCUCUAGUUUGACUGAGAGAGUGUUGAAUUAUGGGCUGUGUGAGUCGUCCACGUACCAGCCACUGAACAUGGAGAUCCUGCACAGUAAUCCAAGCAAGCUCAAAUAGAUGUAAAAGUGACUAAUUUUGCUGUAUUUUUUUAAUCAUUAACCCAAACAGUACCUUCCUGCCUAAAAACAAACAAACAAACAAACAAACAAAAAAACACGGCUGACUGUGAAAUGUAUUUAACGUAUUUUGUGUUGUGACGUCGCUGCAGGAGAAUCUUCCCACGAAACUGCAGAAGUUCAUGCAGAAGGGCUCGUGUCCUGCUGACGUGAGAUCCUGCUUGCAGUGGCGAGCGUCGCAGACAAGUUGCACUAGUCAAACUAGAGGCCCGUGUCGCUAGAAGUCCCGCAAUCUUGAAAGUGAACGAGUGAAUUGAAGCUACUACUACUGUCACGCUCUGGCAGACAUAUUGGAGGUCCUCGCGGGGCUCGAGGACAAAACGCAUCUUGUCUCGACAAAAUGUACUGGAGUUGUUUUGUUUUUGACUGUGAACUUUUAUUUUUCCUUUAAGGAUUAUUCGUGUUGAAAGUAGCGUCACCCUGUUAGCUCAAAGCCUGAACCGCAGCAGUUUUAAAAAAAACAAAUCUGCCUUAUAGUUACUAAACAGCUGCGACACACCAUAACGUGAUCUGAUCAGAGUUACGAGAUCUGAGACACAACAGCAAAGCUUGUAUAGUGAACUUUCCAGAUCUUAAUGUGACACAUUUUUUUAAAAAAAGUCUCUUUUCUUUCCUUCGAUGUGAUUGUUGUCGAUACCUGGAUCUUUCCUAGCUUCGUUUCUCUCUUGCUCGGUUUCUGCUCAAAAGCAGCUGAGUACUCCUUUGUACUGGAGAUCCGUAUCAACGUAUGUACUUUAUACACUUUGUAAUGAUUUUUAAUUAACCGUAAACUGUUUUUUAUCGUCUUAAUUUUGUUUUUGAUAAAUGUUUUGUUUUUAAUCUUAUUUGUUGGUGUCUUUCGUGAUACAUUUCAAUGACUACUGGAAAAAGAAGCGACGAAAAGUGCUGCAGAGGUCAGAUCUGAAGUGAUGUACAGAAAUGAAGGAGCUGAUUGAAUGAAGAAUGAUACCGUGACAUCUGGAUGGUUCUGUGCUGUGAUCUGAACCAGUGUCUGGCUUGCCAAAGUCUUUCAUCUAUGCAGCGUCGUUUUCGGGCUCGCAGUCCUCUUCCUGCGACCGCUUCGCUCUUCUGAACACGUCAAAACUCUAAAUGAUAAACCCGCAGUAGAGCCUCUUAACCAUGAACUACUAACAAGACUACCUGUGUUAUUGUUUUUUUUUUUUUAUAAUCAGGAGGGUUUUGGGGGGCUGUUGUUUGGCUUUUUAAUUGUUUUACCUGACAGUCACACUGGUGAAAGCUUAAAGGAGACCUAUUAUGCUAUUUCACUUUUCCCCCUUCGUUUAGUAUUAAAAGUUAAAAAGGUCAAAGUCGGCAGAGGCAGAACUUCCUCCGUCCCACAGAAAACACAGCUCCCUGAAACCUCGUCAGUAGUCCCGCCUUUCUUUCCGUGACUUUGCGACAUCACCCUCGUGUCACCGUGUCACACACAUUUGUUUGAUUUAGCUGCUCUGUUGCCAGGUCAGGAGGAGACGGGAGCAAAAACAAUGUUAGCGGCAGACAGACAGCGGCAGAAUACUGGACAGUGAGAAAUCUGAUGUGUUUUAUGAGCACUAAAGCCACGAAAAUGAGCAUAAUAUGUCUCCUUUAACAUGCCUCCCCUGUGUUUUUGCUUUUCUUAACCUAUCGGUGCUCGCAUGCAUUAUUCAGCGCGCAGGUCGGAGCUGCAGAGAGGCAUGAGCUCAUGAAUAAAGACCGACAGGCUGAUAUUUAUCAGCGUUUUAAAAUGUGGCGAAAUGAAGCCAGCAGGCGCUGUUUCACUCUUGG
This is a messenger RNA of Acanthopagrus latus (yellowfin seabream), 7420 nucleotides long. RefSeq names its product solute carrier family 16 member 2 (gene slc16a2). The record is from RefSeq and is a predicted model, not a curated record. Gene Ontology annotation, molecular function: monocarboxylic acid transmembrane transporter activity; thyroid hormone transmembrane transporter activity. Lineage: Eukaryota; Metazoa; Chordata; Actinopteri; Spariformes; Sparidae. The coding region runs from base 653 to 2353 and encodes 566 amino acids. Gene Ontology annotation, biological process: transmembrane transport. The transcript has 7 exons.